GGUGGUGGCGGCGGGGCCGGUGCGGAGCAGCCGCGGAGAGCGGGAUCGGCUCCAGCACCAGCGCCGGGGCAAUUUUAGUUGGACUUCGGUCGGCCCGGAUUUUAUCGGGAGCGGAUUUUAAAAGCGCCUCGCGUCCCUCUCCCUCUGCGGACGGGGCACCAUGUCGGAAGCGGAGCAGCAGCUGGCGGCCGGCGCUACCCAGAACGGGCACGAAGCGGCCGAGAGCGCCGGGGAGCAGCAGGCCGAGACCGGCGGGGCUCCGGCGGCGGCGGCAGCGGCGGGAGCGGCAGGAGCAGCGGGAGCGGCGGCGGCGGCGGCGGGAGCCGGCCCAGCGGCGGGAACAGCGGGCACGGCCGCCAGCCAGAAUGGGGCUGAGGGCGACCAAAUCAACGCCAGCAAGAACGAGGAGGAUGCGGGGAAGAUGUUUGUUGGUGGCCUCAGUUGGGAUACAAGCAAAAAAGACUUGAAAGAUUAUUUCGCCAGAUUUGGUGAGGUAACCGACUGUACGAUAAAGAUGGACCCUAACACAGGAAGAUCCAGAGGUUUUGGAUUUAUUCUCUUCAAAGAACCUGGGAGUGUUGAAAAGGUUCUGGAACAGAAAGAACACAGACUAGAUGGACGACUAAUUGAUCCCAAGAAGGCCAUGGCAAUGAAAAAGGAUCCAGUGAAGAAAAUAUUUGUUGGUGGACUAAACCCAGAAGCCACAGAAGAGAAAAUCAGGGAAUACUUUGGAGAGUUUGGAGAGAUUGAAGCAAUUGAACUGCCAAUGGAUCCAAAGACCAACAAAAGGAGGGGGUUUGUGUUCAUCACUUUUAAGGAAGAGGAUCCAGUGAAGAAGGUUUUGGAGAAGAAAUUCCAUAACGUCAGUGGAAGCAAGUGUGAGAUUAAGGUAGCACAGCCAAAAGAAGUGUACCAGCAGCAACAGUUCAGUAGUGGUGGAGGAAGAGGUAGCUAUGGAGGAAGAGGCAGAGGUGGAAGAGGCGGCGCUCAAAGUCAAAAUUGGAAUCAAGGUUAUGGCAAUUACUGGAACCAGGGUUAUGGGAAUCAAGGAUACGGCUAUCAGCAAGGUUAUGGUGGCUAUGGAGGCUAUGAUUAUUCAGGAUAUGGGUAUUAUGGAUAUGGACCAGGCUAUGAUUACAGUCAAGGCAGUGCAAAUUAUGGGAAGACACCAAGACGUGGUGGUCAUCAGAAUAACUACAAGCCAUAUUGAUCAAACUUAUUCAGGUUAAACUGAAACUGAUUUUGAGGGUCUGCUUAAAGCUGCAGCUCUGCAUCUAGGGACUGCCUCUUGGAGUUAACUAUGGACUCUGCAUUACUCCAGUUGUACAGAAUGAGAUGCAUCUUAGGGAACCAGUGUCACUUUCCACCUUUUUAUUUUGUAUUGUUUUUGUGUCAUACAUUUCCUGUAAUGGAAGUGUUAAUUUUACUGUACUUUUUGGUACCUUUUUGGAAUCUAAUGUAUUGUAAGGUAUUUUACAUGUGUUCUGAUUCACCAUGACAUGGAUAUUGACGCUAUCCUAGCUUUUGAAAUAAAAAAGGCGUAAUCUAGUGUCUUGUGCCAUUCUUCAGCUCAUGUGUUAGUAAAACACCAGUAUCCUGUUCCCAGAACUUAGUUCAUGGCAGUACCUUGACAGAUUAAGAGUUGUGCUUACAUGUUUUUAAUCUUAAAACUAGAAGGCUGUGUUGGUAGUUGUGCUCACUUGCAGUUAAGUGACAGCUAAAACCUGCUGUCAUUUCUGCCUGGAGGUUGUGGAGGAGAGCUCAGGUGAGAAGUCCCAGUUGUGGUGAGGCUGUGCUGGUGAGGUGGUGGAUCAUCCUCUAGGCAAGUAUACAGGCUUAGAGUAACUGUAGUGGUGUCUGCUUAGGGCUCUGCUAGGAGGAGCCAGAGCUGUAUGUAGGUUUCAGGUAGGGCUUGGGAGUCUGGACAGCAACUGCAGGAGAGGGGAGCCAAGAAGUGUGCAAGAAGCUGGCUGCACUUCCUUUAUAUUUCACUGUCUUGAGUCUGAGAUUUGUCUGCAAGUUGUUGAUAGGACGUAUAUAAAGUCAGGUUGGACAGACAUUAAGUUACUAAUGCAAAGUCUGAAUUUUUGCAGCCUUUUUGUCUAACAGAAAAGGCUAAAAGAACUUCCACUACAGUUGUGGGUGGAAAAAACAUCUUUCUCUAGAGAUGAGUGACCAGCUAGAAAUACUCUCCUUUUUUGACUUUACUGUUGGUUUACUGCUAUUUUAAGGCAAUAACUGUCAUGUGAUUUGCCUGCCUUGUGACAGAAUAUAAGUAGCGAGCUCUACUGCACAAAGUAAACGUCUAAUCUUCAUUGCAGUGAUCAAUUCAAUUUUUAAUCUCCUUUUAAAGCUAAAAUACGGCAAUUUUUUUUCUUGUACCAAAUUCUUUUUGAACAAGUAACACAGACAAGAAACAAACACAUGUUACUUGUGACCUUUCCAGUUUUUUUUAACAAGGGAUGCAGCUAUUUCUGCAUGGACUAUGAUCUGCUGCUCCCUGCUGGCUGUCCUUGAAAAGAAAAACCUGCUUGUAAAUU
This is a messenger RNA of Sturnus vulgaris (Common starling), 2540 nucleotides long. It is a transcript of the gene HNRNPAB, whose product is annotated as heterogeneous nuclear ribonucleoprotein A/B. Gene Ontology annotation, biological process: regulation of gene expression. Gene Ontology annotation, cellular component: chromatin; nucleoplasm. The record is from RefSeq and is a predicted model, not a curated record. Gene Ontology annotation, molecular function: RNA binding. Lineage: Eukaryota; Metazoa; Chordata; Aves; Passeriformes; Sturnidae.